Guillardia theta CCMP2712 is the source of this 1023-nucleotide messenger RNA. RefSeq lists its product as hypothetical. Bases 1 to 1023 code for a protein of 340 amino acids. NCBI's taxonomy places the organism in Eukaryota, Cryptophyceae, Pyrenomonadales, Geminigeraceae. The record is from RefSeq and is a predicted model, not a curated record. The transcript has a single exon.
AUGCAGGCUGAUGGAGGGCUGGAUCAACUGCAGGGAGACGCGAACAUGCCUGAGUCUCGAGGGAAACCCCGAGGGUUCGGAGUUAUGACGGCGGCUCAACGGUUGAAGCACAAAGAGAAGUGUUCGGGGGCGAAGAGAUUGACCAUCGCAGACAAGAUGGAGAUAGUGCGACUCCAUUGCGCUCCGUCCAAGGCAGACAGAGUGACGGUGAAGAAGCUCGCGCUCACCUAUGGCGUCAGCGAGAGGGCGAUCAGCAAGAUCUGCUCUGACAAGCACCGAGGGAAGAUGGAGGAGGUGAGAGAGCUUGGAAGAGAUCUGGGUGGGUCGAAGAUGAUGCGCGACGAGACACACCCCGAGCUGACCAAGAGGCUCCUUACAUGGAUCGCCAACGUCCGCAAGCGAGCAGCCAACGACAAGGACGGAGAUAUGUGCAUCACGAAACACAAGCUGCAGUGCAAAGCUGAGGACCUCGCCAAGGAGAUGGGCAUCACCGACUUCAAGGCGACCAACGGGUGGCACUGGCGAUGGUGCGGCCGCCAUGGCCUGAGCAACUCGAACAAGAGGGAGAAAGCUGUGAGCAUGGAGCCACCUGAGGCAGUCGACUCGCAGCUGCAGGAGAUCCGCACGCAGCUGUCCCAGGUCCUGCACAAGGUCGAUGUCAUCUGCACUUGGCUGUCCUCCCAGCCCAACAACCCGCUCACCAACAUGCCCGUCCAGCCCGUCCAGCCUCAAACGAGUUUUCGCCAUGGCAGCGUCAACCUUGGGCAGGUGGCCGCGAGCCCUGCCGUCGCUGUCGGGAGAGGUCUGUCGCAAGAGCACAGCAGCGGCCUGUCAGGUGUGGAUCCCAUGGCGUCGGUCAUGGCGGAGCGGCAGGGGAUGGAGUUGCAGUACUCAAGAGGAAGGGAUGGGCAUGCAACAGGGGUGGACGGGGGCAGCGAGAGCGGCAUGGGAAGGUACCCGAUGUCGCAGAUCGAACAGGACUUUGUGAGCUGGAAAACCUCCCAGCAUCCUUCAAUGCAGUGA